CACUGACAUCAGGACCCAACCUCUUCCCCAUGUUUUCAACAUCGCAAAGGCCGUCGUCAUUAUUGACAAGCAAGGUCCUCAAUACCUAGUCGCUCUCGUCAGUCGAUGUGAAUUCAAACUUCCUUGUGGCGCCGAGGAACCUUCACUGUUCUCGGAAAUAUAUUGCGAUCAUGUUGUCCCGGCUCGAGAAGCGAGCUUCGUCUCGAUUAUCACAAUUAUCACGGCAGGUUUCCGGCCAGGCGAGAACAAUGGCAGGGUAUAGCAAAACCAAAUUCCAGCUGAACACCGGCGCAGAAAUUCCAGCCAUUGGGUUUGGGACGUGGCAGGACAAAGAGGCUCAGGAGGAUGCCGUGUAUGAGGCAUUGAAGGUCGGAUACAGACACAUUGAUACGGCGAGAAUAUACGGCACCGAGCCUGGCGUUGCCAAAGGCAUCAAGAAGAGCGGUGUGCCUCGGAGUGACAUCUUCAUCACUACAAAGCUAUGGAACAACUCCCACCAUCCCGAUGACGUUGAGAAGGCUUGCGAUGCUUCAUUGAAAGACCUUCAGACCGACUAUCUCGACCUAUACCUCAUGCAUUGGCCAAGCCCUUUCGCUCGGGGAGACAAACUCAUGCCAAAGAAGGACGACAAGAUCCAAACGGGCGACACCGACUACGUCGAUACCUAUAAGGCUAUCGAGAAGCUCGUGGCAAACGGCAAAUGCAAGGCCAUUGGCGUCAGUAACUUUUCCAAGGCCGAAAUGGAACGGCUCAUCAAGGAAACGUCCAUCGUCCCUGCAGCUCAUCAAAUGGAACUGCAUCCCUACCUGCAACAGCCCAGCUUUAUUGAAUGGCACAGAUCGAAAGGCAUCCAUGUCACACAAUACUCACCGUUCGGUAAUGCCAACCCUGUCUAUGACAAGGGCCAGAAUAUUGGAAAAAUGAUCGACGACCCUCUUCUCACCGACAUUGGAAGAAAAUAUGGCAAGAACGGCGCGCAAGUAGCUCUGGCAUGGGGCAUUGCCAAGGGUAACAGCGUGAUUCCAAAGUCGAAGACUCCUUCACGCAUUCAGGCGAACUUCGAGGGCGACUUCAAGUUGGAUGCCGAGGAUGUGCAGAAGAUUGACACGCUUGACAGAAAGUUGAGGUUCAACGAUCCUUCGCAGAAUUUCGGCUGGAAUUUCUACGCUGAUUUGGAUGGCAAGCAAAAAUAAAUUUGCAAAGGGUCUGCUGUAAGACUAACUAGGAUGCUGAGUUAAUGCUCCUUCUUGGAUUAUGAGGAACAAGUAGAACUUGGUUUUGGCUGUCGUACAGGCGCGUGAGACGAUACCUGAUUGUCAUAUCCUACUACCCAAGUACAUAGAUGGCAAUGACACUCUCGAC
This is a messenger RNA of Exophiala xenobiotica, 1362 nucleotides long. RefSeq lists its product as uncharacterized. Bases 171 to 1193 code for a protein of 340 amino acids. The record is from RefSeq and is a predicted model, not a curated record. Gene Ontology annotation, cellular component: cytosol. The transcript has 3 exons. Gene Ontology annotation, molecular function: aldose reductase (NADPH) activity. NCBI's taxonomy places the organism in Eukaryota, Fungi, Ascomycota, Eurotiomycetes, Chaetothyriales, Herpotrichiellaceae.